AUGAUACCCAUGCAGCAUUCCCAUCACGCGUUAUAUGAUGAAAAAAUGCGAGGCACCGCAUUACUAACUUCAAAUCCUCUUCAUUUCCCCUCUCGCACCAGUUCCAUUCAGAUGCUGACAGCGAUAGAGGAAAAGAUUGAGGAACUGUAUGAAAAACUUAGAAAAUUUCCACCCGAUUUGGUGAAAGCAGUGCGAAUCGAGAAGGAACUGGCUCGUCGGGAACGCGUUCGGAUGGAGGUAAAAAAGGCAGAACGCCAACACCAGGAGGAGCGCAUAGAGCGAGCUUUGCAGCGAGCAAAUGCGGCGCCCAAAAAACCGGUAGGUCCGAGACAGAGUUUUUGUCCCUUACUUUACUCCUCCUGCUGA
Molecule: messenger RNA, 366 nt
Organism: Dibothriocephalus latus
Lineage: Eukaryota; Metazoa; Platyhelminthes; Cestoda; Diphyllobothriidea; Diphyllobothriidae
Source: the annotation of a GenBank genome assembly